UAGGGAAUGUGAGCUUUAAGAGGAUGACAAAGGCCAGAGGUGGUGGUUGCGGAUGGCCAACUGCCCAGGGCCAGGGACGAUGACCUGCCCUUAUCAAACAGCCUGCCCACCCACCCCAGCUGUAUAUCACAUGACCCCUAAGUGCAGGGACCGAGACCAAAUGUAGGAAAUUUUCCAAGGGAACAGAGAACUUGCCUCCGGCCACGUGGAAAACCAAGCUGUUAUUUACACGUCCCUGCUUUCCAUGAAAUACACUGCAAUCGCUUGAAAAGCCUAUUUAUACUAGCUAUGGAUAUACUAGCUACACUAGCCUACUCUAUGCCCUCUGAUUGGGUAAAGCAAAGAAAAGAAAUAGCCAAUGAAGAGGUAGACCUGAAGAAUUAUUUACAUUCCUCAUUUGUGACGCUACAGUAAAAUUAAUCCAAUCACGAGCGAAAUCUUACUAACCUUAUUUGAAUACCACAUCUAUAAAUAUAUGGGUCAUCGUGGCGGACGAUUAUUUCUCCAAGGGUUGGCCUUGAUAGUGUUAACUUUUAACGCCAGAAUGCCUGAACCGGCUAAAUCCGCUCAGGCCCCGAAAAAGGGCUCCAAGAAGGCGGUGACCAAGGCUCAAAAGAAGGACGGCAAAAAGCGCAAGCGGAUCCGCAAGGAGAGCUACUCGGUGUACGUGUACAAGGUCCUGAAGCAGGUCCACCCGGACACCGGCAUCUCGUCCAAGGCCAUGGGCAUCAUGAACUCGUUUGUCAACGACAUUUUCGACCGCAUCGCGGGCGAGGCGUCGCGCCUGGCGCAUUACAACAAGCGCUCGACCAUCACUUCCCGGGAGAUCCAGACGGCCGUGCGCCUGCUGCUGCCCGGGGAGCUGGCCAAGCACGCCGUGUCCGAGGGCACCAAGGCCGUCACCAAGUACACCAGCUCCAAAUAAACUUGCCAACCAAAUUAUGGCUGUUUUUUAGGAAAGAAGGAGGAGGAUCAUGGGAGAAAAAGAAAGGUGAGAGAAAUUGAGGAGGACUCAUAAAAAGAUUGGAAGAAGCAAACUGCUACUACAGAAGGGAGAGAAGGGCCCGGAGACCAAAGAGAAGCCUAUAGCGGACUGUGAUGGGAGAGAGGCAGGAAGAAUAAAGAGGAAGAUGGCUGGAUUGACCUUAUGAUGUAUUUAGUAUUUUCACCAUGUAUAAGACUGAAAUCUGCUCCACGUUUCUUGGAUUUUGAGUUGAAUAGAUUGAUUAAAAUGAUAUCAUAUCUGGGAGAUGUUCUCUGACCAGUAGAUGUAAAAUGGUACCUCUCUCUUCCCAUUUUUAACUUGCUCUAUUCAUUCUUCUUCAUUAUACUUAGAACUAAUUGAAUUGACAUAAGUUUAUUAAUUUUUUGUUUCCCCUUCCCGUUCUCAAGACUGUUAAGCUCCAUUGGGGCAGAGUUAGUCUUUUUUCCACUGACUCCCUAAUGCUUUGGCUGUUUCACAUACAGACUAUGGUCUCAGUAAAUAUUUGCAGCACGAUGUAAUCAAUUAAUUGAAAUACACGUAAGUCUGUAACAAUAAAGAUAGCCCGCAGGGCUGAUUGUUGAAAAUACUCAAUUGAAUGACUCAGCCUUUCUGGGUCUCACUUUCUUCAUCUAUACAAGGAGAAUAAAAAUCAUACACUACUUUAGAGUUAUUUUAAGGACUGAGAUAAUUUGUUUAAGAAGCACAGGGUAUAUAGCUUAGUGGUAGAGUGGGUUCAACUCCCAGUAUGUCUAUUAAAUAUAUAAAUAAAUAAACCUAAUCACGCCCUCAAAAGUUAGGAAGAAAAAAAUUUUUUUUAAGUUUAAAAGAAUUGUAACUUUUUUUAAAGAAGGGAUCAUUUGUGUAAAGCUUCUUAAAAAGUUAACGGACAUUUUGCAGGCACUUGGAAAUUGUUAUAUUUUCCUUAGUCACUGAAUUAAAACGAAAAUCAGAGAAGCUGAUUCUCUUCAGAUCAAAAACUAAAGGGAAAGAAUAUAAGCUUUUGAUCUAUUUGAAUUCCACCCCAAGUGGGGUAGUUGGGGAAUUUGGAUCAAAGACCACAUUAUUCAGGAAUAUCUCUUGCCUCAAUAUAAUUUAAGUCAUUAUCUGUUCAUGUUAGUAAUCACUAAAAUGUGCAUAACACUGAUUCGUUGUAGCACAUUAUACAAGCAUAUGUAAACAGAUCCCUCUUCAUUGUGUAGCAGAUAUUAAUACUGAUGGCAACAUGGCACCUAACAUAUAAACUUUUUAAAUUUCUUCAGUCAGGGGAGCAAUAUAAGUGCAAAGAACUGAAUGCCAGCAGAAAGUGAAAAUGAGAAUCUGGCUAGAGAAGUUAUGAAGUAUGAUGUCCAAUCUGCCUGAGAUGAUUCAUUAGUCUGUAUAUCCCACCCAAAUCCUAUCCAUCUGAUUUACUGCACACUGAUUUAUGAAAAGGCGAUCAUUACCUGAGUGGAAGAGCAUAAACAAGGUGUUUUAGCUUUUUCAUUGUAUUUAUAUUUGAAUUAAAGAAAUAGAAUUUACUUCUGUAACAGGCCUAAUUACAGGAAUUCAUUACUUACUGUGGACUACCUACCUUUGCUGGGGAAAGCCUGAAUGAAAGGAUGGCAAAAUAUCUGUAUGUAAAUGAGAUGCUAUAAUUAAUAAAAUCUGGAUAAUUGGAAUGCC
Vicugna pacos (alpaca) is the source of this 2647-nucleotide messenger RNA. Its product is annotated as histone H2B type 1-C/E/F/G/I-like. Gene Ontology annotation, cellular component: nucleosome. Lineage: Eukaryota; Metazoa; Chordata; Mammalia; Artiodactyla; Camelidae. The record is from RefSeq and is a predicted model, not a curated record. Gene Ontology annotation, molecular function: protein heterodimerization activity; DNA binding; structural constituent of chromatin.